Messenger RNA from Tuber aestivum (summer truffle), 2411 nucleotides. The record is from the annotation of a GenBank genome assembly. NCBI's taxonomy places the organism in Eukaryota, Fungi, Ascomycota, Pezizomycetes, Pezizales, Tuberaceae.
UGCCCCGAGCGCAGUUCGAGUUACAGUCUAGGCAUCCUGCUACCUGGCGAGAGGAAAUCACCGGUAGGUCGGCUACCCGUAUGGGGGCAUUGAAGUCUAGGCAUACUGUUACCUGGCGAGAGGAAACCACCGGUGGGUUGGCCACCCGUAUGGGGGCAUGGUAUGAUAUUUUAUGUGGGGGGCGUAUAUCUAGUAUAUCUAGUAUAUCUAGACUUCCUUCUUCCCCCGACACCGCUGUAUCGAUAAGACCCAACAAACCUUUCCCCCUUGUCGUCCAUUACAAAACCGUAAUACUUCACUGCUCCUUCGCUCUCUGUGCCCAUGACUCCUCAAUCUAUCGGGAAUAUCUGGCCUCAAUUGGCCCAGACUCAGUCCGGGCCGCCAAUCUCUGGCCAUGGGGGAAACCCCACCUCAGCCCAACCCUCACCCUUCCAUGGAUGGGAGAACUAUCCCCUCACGCUGACUAACUACAAUGCCCUAAGUCAGAAUGGGAGUGUGAUUUCGAAGAACCUGCACGACGACUCCAAGAGGCUAUUUCAUGGCCCCAAGGCCGCUUCGCUGGAGAUACUAGACGUUCUCGAAGCCCCGGAUGCGAACUGUAUGCCACGAGCCACAUAACCCCGGAUCCCGUGUAUCUAGCUAACAGAGAAUUUUGGGCGUAGCACCGUUAAUCCAGCGAUACGCCGAUCAUCAUUCAUUCGAGGAGAUCCUGACGGUAAGUUGGCCCAUCGGAUUCCCUCGUCACCCGCUAAUUAUCUCCUACAGGACGAGAGAGAGUUCCAUUUUAGAUGCUUGUAGGUCCUCCAGGCAGAGAGAGGGAUCAGUCGCAGAGACUGUGUAUUUGGCCCGGAACUAACACUUGCCAGCACAAUCACGCCGAGCCACUCAUGGGACAAGUUACCUAUAACAGAAGAAAUGCUCCGAAAGCUCCUGACAUUCUAUAAAGUUUCUCCGGACUUCCUGCGAGUGGUUCAUAAUUUUGGGAAACAGGGCCGGGAACGGAUAGAUUCCUCAGCUGUGUUCCGCCGCCUGCUCAAGCCAAAGGGAACGCACCCCACAGCUUACGUCUCUGGUAUUCUCUCCCCCAAAUCGCCACGAAAAUUUCCCACACUAACACCUCCACCACCAGAGAUCUGCAUCCGAAUGGCUCAAGUUGAAAAACACGGCAGAGUAGACCCAGAUCUGCCGGACCGUGACCCUUGGUCGGUCCGCCAAAUUGGCUGUUACCAAAGAUUUGACUACGAGAACGACUCCUCCGUCUGUAUUCACAUAAUGCCCCCGAAGGAUGUGAAAUCCCGCCUCGCCGAAUCCCUGGCGAGAGGGAGAUUUAGCAAAGAAUCGGAGCAUUUAAGCCCUCUAUCGCUGCAUCUCGCCUUCGUCACGACUGCGAUGCAAAAUUGGCAAGCCUAUGUCGAAGAUUUGGAGUCUGAGCUUGUGAAACGUGUAAGUUCUCAUGAUGCUUGCAAACCAAUCCCGUUCAUGCACUAACAAUCUUCAAACAGCAAGAAUGUGUCCUCUUGACGGACGGGGAAUGGGAGGAUUGUAGGAGAGGCGUGGGGGGAGGCGUUCGAGCACGUUAUUCGGACCUUCGGAUGCUACAACGAUACUUUCGGGACAAAGUCCUGAACACCAUAUCUGUCCUCAACCUUAACAUGGAUGUGUUACAAGGGCUGCAAGCACAUGCUGAAGGGUUACGGUCCCUCGGGCUGCUUACUGAUGCUGCUUACAAAGAUGCAUCAGACACACUCGAGUAUAAUACUUCCAUAUUACGAAAUCUCCAAAGAGAUACGGAAACUAUACUCAACAAGGCUGGUAACACGGCUCAGCUGGUGUGUUUCUCUCUCCGCCUCGCAAAAUUAAGACUGACAGGCCCAAGAUUCAAGUAAUGAUCGAAAUUCGGAAUGAUGGGCUCAUCCGGAGCUACACCCUAGCAAACAAAAAGCUCGUCGACGUGGCGCGCGAUAACCACCAGGACAGCAAACGCAUGAUAGAACUCGCCAGACUAGCAAAACAUGACUCCAGGACCAUGAGAAUCGCAACCAUGCUGGCCACAAUCUACCUCCCCGGGACAUUUGUCGCCGUAAGUGCUCCAAUUCCCACAGGCUUCAGCAGCGCGUCCUGACCCACCCCCCCAGACAGUCUUCGGAAUGAAUUUCUUCCACUCGGACAUCGAAACCGCGGACGGAAAAAGGGUCGACAGGUUUUCCAUUGAGAGACAUCUCUGGAUAUUCGGCGUGACACUCGUGGUACUCACUGUGCUAACUCUUGCCUCUUUCCUCGUAUGGGAGUGGUGCCUACUGCGGCAGGAUCGGGGGUUGGGGCCAUGGGAAGAGGACGAGGAGCGGAGGCUAUGGCGGGAAGCUGGGGACCAAGCCCAAGUGGUGAGGAGAGAUUCGAUGAAAAUCGGAUAG